Parus major (Great Tit) is the source of this 3275-nucleotide messenger RNA. RefSeq names its product F-box protein 39 (gene FBXO39). The transcript has 3 exons. Bases 2005 to 3222 code for a protein of 405 amino acids. Gene Ontology annotation, molecular function: protein binding. The record is from RefSeq and is a predicted model, not a curated record. Lineage: Eukaryota; Metazoa; Chordata; Aves; Passeriformes; Paridae.
CGCGAGUGAGGAGGGCGGCGCGGGCCGGCGCUGAGGGGAAUGUCCCGGGCCAGCGGCACAACUGCAGGGGCUGCGCUGCCCCUCCGCCCGCGGCUCUGGCACCUUUGCGGACCUCGGCCCAGAGAUCCCCGUCAGCUGGAAUAGUAAAAGGACUCAGGCUGUGUUGCCCGCUUGGGUAUUCAAGCCGCAGCUCCUGUUACUUCUGGUAAUUAUCGGUCAAAGUCUUAGAAGGUUUUUGUUUGCUUUUACUCCACGGGCUUCUGCAGCUCUUGCUGGAGAAAACAGCUAGUGUAACUGUCCGUGUGGGACCGUAAACCAUCCGGGAAUGCCCUUUGAAGCAAAUCGGGCAGCAAAGAGGGCCAAGGCAAAGGAUGUAUGUGUUCAGCGGUGGGGGAUUUUAUUUUGAUUUUUUUUUUUUCUUACCCAAGUGUCAAACAAGACAUGAAAAGCAUUCAUUUAUCUUUAAAUGACUGAUGCCUGAAAAAACAAUGCUCUAGAAGGAACUGUAGCAGGAACUGGGUUUUUUUUUCCCGAAGAUUUAUUUUCCCCACACCAAGUUAAACUCAGAGCUGAUAGCUAUAACGCCUCUUUAGCUAAGACUUGGCUUACAAUGAUGGGGAAGCCAACCCAGUAACACUGCAGGAUACCUCUCGAAUCUCACCACUGGCUUAUAAACAAACAUACUUUUUACAAAUUCAUAAGAACUGGUUUAAAAAAGUUCCUCUUGAUGGUGUUUGCAGCCCUUUGUAUUCACACACUAAUAAUGAUGAGUGUAAUGUAAUAAACAUCCUUUAUGAACAGAUGUGUUUCUUUGUGUUGCAGCCCUAUAUUCUGUUCUGCUUUCCUCUGUCCAUUGACUUCAGGGCAUCCAGGUAGCUGAAGUGUUAGACCUCUUCCCCUGUGUCCUCCCCACCCUCAGUCUCAAUAGUAAAAGUUUCAGGUUCUUCUUGCUAGCAAACUGCAGCUUUGCCCACCGUAUUUUAAGACUUGGCUUCGAUUUUUGAAUACCGAUCUAGAGACCUCCUAAAUGACUAAUAGUUCUGCAAAACAAAGAGCUCUUCUUGAGGGUAAAGCAUACAAGAGAGAGAGAGUCAGGUGGUAAUCAGACCACACACUCAGUUUCUAAGGGUUAUCUUUGUAGCUGGGGAUGUGGAUUGGCACUUUGAGUGGCAAGAGUGGGCAGAGGAAUCCCUAAGAAUAGAAAUGGUGCUAAUUGGUACGUGUACAGGCAGAGAGACUCUGUGUGGCAUAAGAACUGUAGGCCAAAAGACAAACAGCAGACUGAAGCUUAACAGUGCUAUCAGCCUGUCUUUUCAUGCCUGUUUAUAAGAUUGAAACAGAAAUAUCUGAGCCUUUGUAGAAUUGUAAGCCGACUCUCAUGGAUCUGCAUGUUUUCUUCUUCUUCUGGUGUGCUUCUUGUUUCCAUCCAUUUCAACUUUUUUAUCCAGCCUUAAUAUAGGGUAGGGUACUACUUGUCAUGGAAUGGUACCCUAGAAGGCUAUGAAAAGUCAUUAGAGCUAAAUUUGCACUGAUGGUCCUGUUCAAAUGUAUACUGCUCAAAGAACUGUACUUUUAAACAGGCAUCACAUCACAAACCAUGAUCAAUUAAUUGCAGCUGAUGCUAACCAAAGGUUUUGAAGAGGGUGUGGCUGCUGUAGCAGCAGCUGAUACCAUUUCACUGUUAAGCUAGACUGAAGAAAAAGAAGUUAAAAGAUGUGUUCUGUGCUUGUACUGUAAUUAUUCUUCACUCUUCGGUUUGGGUUUUUUUGUUGUUUUUUUUGUUGUUGUUGUUUUUUUAUUUUAUUUAGGUAAGACUACAGUUUAAACUCAAGAGUUUGACUCUGACAGCUGGAGUACAGAGGCAAAGGGCUGUUGGUUUUGAUUGUGAAGAAGCAAACUUGCAUUCAUUUGUUUAGAAGCCUAUUAUGCUGGGAUUGGUAAGAAAUCUACACACAGCUUUCUGAAUGUUGGUUUGACUUAAGACCUGGAAGAGAAGUCCUCUCAAUGGAUGAUGGUGGACCUGAGCAAAGGUCCUGGGCCUAUCUACCUGAUGUCUGUCUGAGGCAUGUCUUCCACUGGUUAGAUGACAGAGACAGAUCUCGGGCUGCCUUGGUCUGUAAAAAAUGGAGUUGUGCCAUGCACUCUGGAUCUCUCUGGAGAUGCAGAACCAUCACGUUCUAUGGCCAACCAUCAAGGGCACGCACACUGGAGUUUCAAAGUGCACUGUGGUAUACCAAGAAAUUUGGCAAGUAUUUGAAGCACCUUGAGAUCAAGUUAUCAAAUCCUUACAAUACCCCCUUUAUCAAAAAAUUUCAAGUGAUUAUGAGAGGUCUUCUUUCACACCUGGGUAAGUGUAAUAGUCACCUAGUAUCCCUGAGCAUCAAGUACCUAGAGUUAGACUGCUUGAUCUGGAAAAAUGUAGUUAGGGCUCAGUUUAUUAAGAACUUAGCUGCCUUCCUGAAAAGAAUGAGCAAUCAACUUGAUUAUCUUAACUUAAAAGGAGCAAGAAUAACUUUGGAAGAAGGCUGUGAGCUUCUGAAUUCUCUGAGCAGCUUGACUAAUAGAAGCUUUAUAUCUGAAAUCAAUAUUGAGGAUUUCUUCAGUCUCCACCUUUCUGUCUACCGCAGUGCUUUGUUCCACCAAACUAUGUCUAAGUUCCACAGGCUAACCACCCUGACUUUCAAUUAUAACUGCAUGUCUGAUGAACUGCUGGACAUCCUGCGGGAGCACAGCUCUCACUCACUGUGCACCUUGAAUAUCAAGUGUCAUAUCCAUGACCCUCAUGGGCAAGUGGUCUCAGGAAUGUCGUGGGCAAACUUGGCCAAGAGAGCCCCGAAACUGAGUGUGAACUUCUUCUUUGAAAGAGUAAUGAAGCAUGAUCACCUAGCUAGGAUCCUACUCGUGGAGAUCCCAGUUAGGAGCAUCAGCCUACGGAGCUGCUAUUUUAGUGACCCAGACUGGACAAUGAGACCUAUCCUCACCAACCUUCUCCCAGCUUAUUGGCAUGGUCUGCAGAAAUUAACACUUGAAUUGAACAAUGACCGUGAGUUGCUGGACAAUGAGCUACUACAUCUUAUCUUAUCAUGCAAGAGGUUGUUAUUUCUGAAAGUCUGGGCAUUUCUAAGUGUCAGCUUUAUGGAGAGGCUGCUACAAAACCGUGCAGAAAGGAAAUGCAUUUUGACUACCAUAAAGGUACGUCCAAGUAAAGCAAUAAUUCCCUGAAGGACUUCAGCUUCCUUCACCAGUUCCUGUUCCACCUCAUCAUGCACCAAGUC